AUGAAUCAGGCCCAGGCCGUCCUGGCUUUCAACCUCGAUCCCAAGGAAGGUGUCAAGUACCUCGAGGGUAAGCUUGGCAAAUCCACUGCAAACGAGGUGGGCCAGUGGUUGGCGCAAAUGUCCACGGUCAAUGGAGGGGCAUGCUGGAGAGAGACGUUCUUGCUUACCUCGGCGACACGGUGCGGGAGUAUCUGGUUCUGCGGCAUCAGUACCAGCAGGUGGUCCGAAGUCCCUUCACAGAGAGUCAAGAGGUACGGACCAUUCGUCAAGGCAGAGCUGCCGUCAUGCUACAUCGCAGCGGGCGCAUCGCUAA
This is a messenger RNA of Symbiodinium sp. CCMP2456, 313 nucleotides long. Lineage: Eukaryota; Dinophyceae; Suessiales; Symbiodiniaceae. The record is from the annotation of a GenBank genome assembly.